Molecule: messenger RNA, 984 nt
Organism: Laccaria bicolor S238N-H82
Lineage: Eukaryota; Fungi; Basidiomycota; Agaricomycetes; Agaricales; Hydnangiaceae
Exons: 4
Biological process (GO): protein dephosphorylation
Molecular function (GO): protein serine/threonine phosphatase activity; cation binding
Source: RefSeq, a predicted model, not a curated record
ACCUUCCGCGUCGGUGUCUCCGAGGACAAGGGCACAAGAAGGACUAUGGAAGAUGCCCACUCCUUUGUCGUAGACUUUGACUCCAUUCGCGGUCAGGGAUUCUUUGCCGUCUUCGAUGGCCACGCUGGAAAGCAUGCUGCAGAGUGGUGUGGCUCGCAUUUCCAUGAGUAUCUUCUGAAAGCUAUCCACGCAUCACCCACUACACCUAUCCCCGAUAUCCUCAACCAAACUUUCCACGAUGUCGAUGAAAGCUUAUCUAAACUAUGCGAAGAAUCAGAUGGGAAAAUUCAUUCGGGAUGCACAGCCGUCACCGCCUUUCUUCGUGUGGAAGAUCCAGAGGGUCAGCAACCUUUUGUUCCGGCUUCCUCAUCACCCCCUUCAGGUCACAGCAUCGAGACCGAAGAACCUGUGGCCGACAGUUCAAACGAAAGCACUCUUCGUAGUCUGGCUGGCGGUGGCUCGAAAGCGUUUGGAUCAAUAACUCCUCGUUCAGCAUCUCCUGCGUCCCCCAAUACGGCCGCAGAGGGCAUUACGGUGAUCGUACCCCCUUCCGAUGCGAGACGCGUCUUGUACAGCGCCAAUGCUGGUGAUGCUCGUGGCGUUCUCUGUCGUGCGGGGAAAGCGGUUCGUCUCACCUAUGACCACAAGGGAUCCGAUAAGCAAGAAGCAAAGCGGAUCACAGACGCUGGUGGAUUUGUUAUGAGUGGAAGGGUGAAUGGCGUUCUGGCCGUGACUAGGAGCUUAGGUGAUUCGGCUAUGAAGGAGUUCGUCGUGGGCGCUCCAUACACCACCGAGACCGAGUUAUGCGAGGAAGAUGAGUUUUUGGUAUUGGCUUGUGACGGACUCUGGGACAUCGUUGGCGAUCAGAGCGCCAUAGACCUGGUCCGUGAUAUUGAGGACGCUCAGCUUGCAAGCCUAAAGUUGCUCAAGCACGCUUUGUCACAUCAUACCACAGACAAUGUCACCGUUCUGGUGAUCCGAUUC